Messenger RNA from Penaeus monodon (black tiger shrimp), 962 nucleotides. RefSeq lists its product as uncharacterized. The record is from RefSeq and is a predicted model, not a curated record. The coding region runs from base 170 to 760 and encodes 196 amino acids. Lineage: Eukaryota; Metazoa; Arthropoda; Malacostraca; Decapoda; Penaeidae. The transcript has 6 exons.
CAUGUCACACUUAGGGAUUUAAACUGGAGGAAAACACACACGCACGCACAAUAUCUCUCAACCCUUGUCCUUUAUUAUUUUUUUUUAUCCACACAUACAAAAUAUCUCCGGUUUUUCGUGUCUGGUGCUACCUUUCGGUGGGUGAAUUUUGCAUAAUCCGACUUCCAAGAUGUUGUGGCAGCCAAAGGGAUGUUGUUGCUUCACACGAAGAACCGGAAGUCUCAUUCUGGCUUCGCUCUCCGUCAUUUGCGGCAUUUUUGGCAUCCUGAACCUCGUCAACAUAUACGCAAAUCAUGACCAGAAUGUGGACAGCGAAGUACUGAAGUUCUGCCGCGAGAACUUGCAAGCCGAGGACAUGGGUGCCUGCAGAGACAGCGCGAAACAUAUUGUUAUGUUGGGCGGGGCAACACUGAUGCUGCUCUACGUCAUCCAGGUGAUCAUCAGCUCGCUUCUCAUCCACGGCGUCUCUAAGAAUGACCCCUGCCUCAUGGUGCCCUACAUGAUCCUCCGCCUCAUUUACGUCAUCCUGGCCAUCACAGGCGGCGCCGCGCUCUGCAUUGCGCUCAUCGUCGUCGGCGAUAUCAGCUCCAUGGCCAUCGUGGCUGCUAUAGCCUUUGGGUACAUUUUCCUGGAGACGUAUUUCCUGCUGGUGGUUCGUGCGCAUUAUCUGCAGAUGAGAAAGGAGAGUGGAUACGACCACGUGGAACUGGAGGAGGAAUGUCCCGCAACUCCAAAGCGCGUCGGCAAACACGCAGAUUGAAGUUCUCGAGACUAAUCAGCGUUUUUUUUUAUGAAGCAUAAUCUCUUUUAGUGUACUGAUGCAUUCUUGUUUCUGCAGUCCCGUGCUUUAUAUUGCUGCGCCUUUAGGUGUGAUUGUUAUAUUUAAAAUAAAGCCAUAUAGCUUGUAUACGUUGCAGAAACUGCGCCAUACCUUUUAUAAAUAAAUAAAACUUCCAUUUCAA